Molecule: messenger RNA, 6583 nt
Organism: Pelmatolapia mariae (spotted tilapia)
Lineage: Eukaryota; Metazoa; Chordata; Actinopteri; Cichliformes; Cichlidae
Gene: zhx2a
Product: zinc fingers and homeoboxes 2a
Exons: 13
Coding region: 783-3488 (901 amino acids)
Biological process (GO): regulation of transcription by RNA polymerase II
Cellular component (GO): nucleus
Molecular function (GO): DNA binding; DNA-binding transcription factor activity, RNA polymerase II-specific
Source: RefSeq, a predicted model, not a curated record
ACUUGACAGCAAGAAGACGCGGUUCAUUCAUUUUUUGAGCAGCGGGCCUGCUUCAUGGAGACACCAGCACUCCUGUUGUGUUCCCGGAGAGUUGUUUGACUUUCUCCGGCCUGCCGUUAAACUUUUCACGGCCGUAACACCAUGGACCCGCUGUGGACGGGCACCGGCGCUUCGGUACGGCAUGCAAAUACGUACUCUGACGUCGGCGAUCAUGUGGCUUUUGGCGUAGAUCCUCCUUGUGAUCGCCAAUUUUUUCUUUCCUGUCGCCUGUUGUCUGCUCGGUUAUCGAGCCGCCGAGAGAGUGUUUGAAACAGAUUCGGCGUGUUUGUCGGCUCUCCAGCGGCUCUGGGAUUGUACCGCACUACCUGAGCGUCGCGCCAAAACGGUGGGCAGGCAGCGUCCUAUCAUGCAGUUCGAGGAGGUCAGCCAGCACUGGAGCUGACACUGUCAGUGAGCCCAGCCUACAUGACACUACAGGAGUCCCAUCUCUGCCAGACUUUCACCGCCUACUGUCCCCCUCCUUCCUCCAGCCAAUAAUUUUACUCUGGGGGGGUGAGUGUUCCUCAGACUCCUUGGCUUCUGAUCCCAGUCUCACAAGUUGUCCGGUGCUUGCUACCUCGGGAUCUAUAUCUGUAUUCCUCUAGUAGGCAGUCCUCCUGACUGCACUUCAGCACCUUAAGACUGUCUUUGCAUACAAGUCCUGCAUCCUGGAACUUCAGCCAUAGCCUCCUUUAUAGCAUCCCUGGCCAAACACGAGCACCGGGACAAACCGAUCCACCACCAUGUCCAGUCGACGUAAGGCCUCCACUCCCUGUAUGAUCCGACCAGAGCAGACAAUGGUGGAGCUGGAUGAUGAAGCUGAGGACUCUCAGAACAUGGAGACAACAACAGAGAACCAUACCCAAGGGGUGCCUAUGGAUAGCAGUUCAACACAACCCGAGCAAUCCAUGGACUUGGAUGUAAUGGAAAAGGCCUCUGACCCUCCUUUGGCUCCUGACAAACCAGCAGCUGAGCCACCAGACGUUUCUAAGCCUCAGCGCAGACAGCAGGGGGGAUAUGAGUGCAAAUACUGCCCCUUUUCUACCCAGAAUUUGAAUACUUUCAAAGAACACGUAGACGCAAACCACCCAAAUGUCAUCCUUAACCCCCUGUACCUGUGUGCUGUCUGUAACUUCAACACAAAAAAGUUUGACACCCUGACGGAACACAACGAGAGGUGCCACCCAGGGGAGAGCAACUUUAAAUUUAAACGCAUAAAAAUGAACAACCAGACAAUCUUAGAACAGACGAUAGAGGGGUGCAGCAACAACGCUGUCAUUUACAGCACUUCUGGUGCCAUUUCCGGCAAAGGGGACGAACUCGGCACUGUGCCACUGAGCAAACCCACCACAGUCAAAAUCGGUAAACCAAAAAUAAUGACAUCGGAUAACAAACGGACAGACUCCCAGUUGGGAAAAAUAACUGCGGAUCUCACCAAGAAACCAAUCACAGCUGUCAAUGUGAAUGGUACGGUCAUCAUCCCGGAGUCGACUCUCCUUAAAGCAGACGGCCUUUCUCACAUCAUGCCUUCUCUGCAGCGGCCUCUAAACUAUACCCAGGUGCCGAAGAUUGCAGUGCCCCUCAACACAACCAAAUACAACCCCACACUGGACGACAACCUGACGCUGAUCUCGUCCUUCAACAAGUUCCCCUACCCAACACAGGCUGAGCUCUCGUGGCUCACCGCAGCAUCAAAACAUCCAGAGGAGCAGAUCAAAGUCUGGUUCACCACACAGCGGCUCAAACAGGGUAUCAGCUGGUCACCUGAGGAGGUGGAAGAAGCCAGGAAGAAAAUGUUCAAUGGUACAAUAUCCUCUGUGCCUCAGACUUUCACCGUGGUUACUCCUCAGCUCAACUCCCAAUCAUCUACCAACCAGUCCACCUCAAGCACACCCUCCAAACCCAUGCAGCCAGCAGCCUCUGUCCUGCAGUCCCUGCCCUGUCAGCUCCUGGGACAGACCAGCCUUGUGCUGACUCCUGUAGCCAAUGGCUCUACUGUUACUUGUGCACCACUCGCACUCACAGUGGCUAACCAGGUGGCGCAGUCGCUCAAACGACCCUUAGCCUCUCCUGCAGUUGCUACAGAGAGUAAACGGCCCUCCAUCAUUCAGACCAUCUCUGCCCCGAUGGCCACAUCCAAGCUGGCAUCACCUAAAGUGCUGAGUUUCACCGUUGACCCCAAUAAAACAUCAGAGCAGCUGUCUGUGCUGAGGUCCAGCUACACACAGUGCCCUUUCCCUGAGGAAGAUGAGAUUUACAGGCUGAUAGAGACCACCGGGUUAUCCAGAGGAGAGAUAAAGAAGUGGUUCAGUGAACAAAGACUCCUCAAUCUCAAAGGUGUUCCUCCUCCACCUGUGCUGGUCAAAGCAGAGGUAACACCACUUCCUAAAGAUGCCCCAGUAAAGAAAGCGGUCCCCAGCCAGUUUCCACUGUUAGAGAGGGUGAAGGGGAAGUCGUCGGAGCAGCUGAAGGCGCUGGAGGAGAGUUUCCAGAAAAGUAGCUCUCCAACAGAGGCAGAGCUAGAUCAGCUGGCCCAGGAGACCAGGCUGUCCAAGACAGAGGUGGACUGCUGGUUUUCGGAGCGCAGGGCACUGAGGGACAACAUGGAGAAGACUUUACUCACGAUGGCUUCGAAGAACACGGAGGACAGAAUAGAGCGGCCGGGUGCGCUGCUUAAUGGGGCUUCUCAUCGAGAGCAGGACGGGAAGCCUCUCCGCUCCUCUCCGCAUCCGCCUGUCCUUUCCUCCUCCUCGUCUUCCUCCCCUCCUGUGCUUGCCGCUUCCUCCCCUCGGCCUCCGACCCAUCCCUCCUCUGCAUCGCCUCCCAUCCUCACGUCAUCCUGCUCCUCUUCUCCACAUCCUCCCAUUCUGUCAGCCUCCACGAGCCCAGCUCCCAUCAGCAGCCGCUCCCUCGCCCUCCUCAGGGAGACGUUUUGCCGGACCCAGUGGCCAUCUCCUGAGGAGUACAGUCAGCUGGAGGUGCAAACAAGUCUUGGACGCACUGACAUUGUACGCUGGUUCAAGGACCACCGCUCUGCACUGAAGAACGGCGAAACUCUCGACUGGAUGGAAGGUUUCCAAGGCAUUGCAGAGAAGCAGAAAGCAAGCCAGGAGCAGAACGGUCAGAGUUCUGAGAAGAACAAGUGCAUUUCCUUGGAAGUCAAGGCUAUAAAAGUGGACGAGGCUGUUGAGAAAGUAUCUACUCCAGAACAGUCCAAACAGCCAGAACAGGACAAAGUCCAGCGGUUGACAGACAGACUGGCCGAUGGUGUGACCGACCUGAGCCGGACCAGGCCGGACCAGAACAGCUCAAAUGCCACUGAAAAAGGAAGGUGGGUAAAGGUGACCUUGGCUGUGGGGGAGGAUGGUGAAGGAGGAGCGGAAAGACAGAGGUUGGCAACUGACACGGACAUUCUGACCUUGGAGCAACCGGGGAGGGUCACUGGUUGAUGUACAUCACUGACUGCUGAGUCACCGACGACCUGAGAUGACCAAACAUGGAAGCAGUGAUGUCAUUGUCUGCCUGUGAUGUCAUCCCAGCAUCCUGGGGGACUGUGGAGUUGCACCGUUAAAGCACUUGAUGGAAGCGUAGACCCUGACAUUUAGAGGAGUGCCAAAGCUGGACUUGAUGCAUUGCUCUUACUACAGUGCUCGCUCUCUUUGUUUUUUGUUUUGUUUUUUAAGAAAAAAAAAAAGAGCCCUGUAAAUAUUUUCUGUAUUACUAGAGUUUGUACAGUUUUCCUGAGAAAACUUUUUUUUUUUUUUUAAGAAAAGGCUGACUGUUGUCCCAAAAACCUGGAAUGUUCGGUUUGGUUUUGUUCUUUGAGAUCAAACUGUAUGAUAUAGUCUGUCAUUUGCUGAAGAUCAGACGUAUUUUUUGAAAAUCACUACUCAUUAUGAGUAGACUUUGAUGGCACUUGCAUAUUUCCCUGUGGUAGUGAUAGAUAUUGUCAUGGCCGCCUGAAUGAAAACUGUUAGGAACUUUUGUAACUUUUUGCUUGUCUCCUGCACCUUAACUCGCCCUCUGUAGAAUUACAGUAGAGAAGAUGGAAAUCACUCAGAAGUGUCAGAGAGAAGGAAGUAGAAGGAGUGAUGGUAUUUUUUUGUUUUUUCUUUCGGGCAAACUGAACACAGCUACAGCUUCACCGCUGAGAGACCAGAGAAUGAACACAAACAGCCACAGACCAAGACUAACCGCAUUAGGGUGGAUGCAUGAACGCACCGUACAUCCGAAACUCUGUUAUCUUUCCUCAUCGGCUCGCUCCUGCGUCAGAACCCGAGGCAUGUCCAAGACACUGAAACAGUACAGAAUGUUCACGUUCCUGAUUAACUCCACCGAGCGGAGAGCGGAGUGUCUGUUCGAUCGCACCGUGCUGCCUUUUCAGCUCUCUUAUCAGACGUUUCCCGUCGGCCUCAGAAGUGGGCAGAGCACAGCCGGGCUGAGGAUUUCAGCUUAUCGGUCCAGUGUUUUUAAAAACUUGCCUGAAAACGCCAAAAGCAUAUUUUUGAAAACCUUUUAAUGCAUGGCACACAAUAAUCAAAGCUCCUUUAUUUGAGCCGUGUCAGGUAUCCACUUUGCUCAGCUGUGAUCUGUGAGCACACCGCUGGUGUUUACGUAGGUUCUUCUGAUCAAAGCCGGAUCGGGUUCAGCUGAUUUCUGUACAGACAGACAUUUGGAAUGUCACAGCACCCAAAGCUGUCAUGAAAUACUUGCAUGUACUUCAACUUUUUUUUUCUUACUCAUUUUCAAGAAUGAUUAAAAGGAAUAAAUAUUUAAUAAUAAAUAUUAAAUAUUUGUGCAGUCAAAGAAAGUUCAGUUAACCCUUGGUUUAACAGCAGGUGUAUGGCUGUGUGCUGGCUGAAUGUCUGUUGCUGCUGCUACUGCUUUAGUUUCACUUUCAGUUAUCUAUCUGGGAUACUGUAAUUUUUUUUUUCUUUUUUGCUAGUAUGAAAUACAGCUUGUAUUUUCAUUUUCUACUUACAGUCUGCUGUAACUCAAUAAAAACACAACCAACUGUAAAGCCUUCCCUUGGUCUUCCAGUGUAAAUGACACACACCAAAAUUAAAAGCCUUUCUUCAAAUCCAGGUUUAAGAAGACUACUUAAGGCUGCUCACCUACUUAUGUAACACUUUUGCUCAAAACAGGAAUAUAAAGAACUGCAAUGCACAGUGACCACAGGGCUUACUACAAAGUUUCAAGAAAAGUGUUUUAGGACCUUUUAUGAAGGUUUGGUAUUAACAGGAUUUCUGCAUUCAGUGCUCAUAAAAUGUGGUCUAAUCUUCAUCUAAGUCACAAUUGCAAACACAGCCUGACUGUAGGGGGUUUGCAUUGAAAUGAACUGGGCAAUCACUGUGUGGGCUGGGGAAAAAGGAUAUCUCUGUAGCUGUAGCUUGUGUACAAAGAUGCGAAGGAAUUUAGAAGAACCCCACCCCACCCACACCUGUUUCACUUCAAUAUUUCUGGAGUGUUUUGACUGAACAACCCUCAUCAAGUCAUACCACAGAAUUUAAAUCAAGAUCAGGUUUUUUUUCCCCUCUUUAACCAUUCCGUUGUAGCUUCAGUUGAUUGACUGCUGCUCUGAUAGUCUUCUGUAACAUUUCCUGGCAAAAUUUUGAAUUGUUUCACUUGGCGAUGGCAAAUGUUCCAGGCCAGCAGCCCCAAAAUGUACUCUCUCCACCAUGCUACAGAGUUGGGAUGAGGUUUUGGUGCUGGUCCUAGCACCAUGUAGUCACCAUGCUUCAGUUGAUCAAUCUACUAUUCUCUGAAGCCUCAUCAGAAAUGUUCUCCGUGGAAGGAUGGCUGUCAAAAAGCCAUUCAUAGGGAAGGGAAACAAACGAGGUAGAGAGAUGCAGAAUUACGCAAAAAAUGAACUGAAAAUCUGUGGCAACGGUUCCUAUAGAGAGAUGAAUCCAAAUUUGAAAUGAAUUGCUGGUUCAAACUGUUCAUUGCCAUGAUGGAGAGAGGUAAAACAGUGUGUACAGUCAUCUGUAAAGGACGGUGGAGGCUCUGUCAUGGGGUGCAGCUGCACAUCAGCCAGUGGUUUUGGAGAUAUUGUCAGAAUUGAUGGACACAGAAACGUACGUUGAUCCUCAUGUAACAGAAUAUGGAAAGCAUCUGAUUGGCAAUCACUCCAUUUUCAGCAUAACGAUCACAAAAACAGUAAAAUCAUACCUGGAUAGAAAACCACACAAUGGAACACCAUCAGUUAUGGACUGGCCUCCCCAGAGCCCGCACCUCAACAUCCUUUCAAGAAGUCUGGAGAACCAUCCCUGAAGUCUAUUCUGUCCAACUACUCUCUUUUUUUUGGCCUUAAAUACUGCAUGUCCAUGUAUGUUUGCACAUUAUAAUAAAUCACUGCACCCACUUUCCUAGCAAAAUAUAAAGAAAUCAGGAAUUCAAGACUUUUGCAAAAAGAGUUUUGACUUUAUCGCUACUUGUGGCGGUUGUAAACGUUACUUUGCUUUCCCCCCGACUAUUUCCUGAUAUUUAGGGAACAAAUGAUUUCAAAGUAAUAUCCAGAUGGACAAAUAUUGACAAUGAGUGC